Messenger RNA from Geodia barretti, 808 nucleotides. Lineage: Eukaryota; Metazoa; Porifera; Demospongiae; Tetractinellida; Geodiidae. The record is from the annotation of a GenBank genome assembly.
UCAGCCAUAAGCACAAGCUCAGCCUCUCGUGUUCAUCCGGUCGUAUGCGCGCGCAUGCGCACUUUAAAAGAGGGCGUGGUGGGGAGAGGUAGCCGUCGUCUUCGAUCGGAGAAGGGAAUGGCUGAAGCGCACUUACCGUCAAAAGAGGAGGCCAGAUUUUCAGGCCUCACUAAUCUGCGGAACAGAAUCUUUAUCAUGAGGCAUGGGCAAAGCGAGGCGAAUGCCCGAGGCCUGAUCGUAUGUUCUCCGGAUGUCGGGUGUUCCAGCUACGGCCUCACGGACUUGGGCAGAUCUCAGGUCCUGGAGAUCUUUAUUCUACCAUCUUCCACAAUCUCGUAGAUUUCAUGGGUGUUUUCAAUACUCGGACAUAAUGGUUGCAAGACUCUGCAGUCACUCCUACAGUCUUCCUCCCCGCCUCUCUCUCCAGACAUCGACAUCGUAAUCGUCAGUUCAGAUUUCAAGAGGGCAUCGGAAACUGCACAAAUUGUGAAGAACCGUUUCAAGAUUGCAUCGGACAUAAUCUUAGAACCGGCACUGAGGGAACGGGAUUUCGGUCAGCUAAACUUGACCAGCGAUGCAAACUACCAGAAAGUUUGGGACGUUGACAGCCGAGAUCCGCAACACACAGAAUGUGGCUGUGAGAGUGUUGCCAGCGUAGUUCUGAGAACAUCCAGACUUUUACAGCGACUCGACCUCGAGUAUAAAGACAAGGCAAUCCUCUUGGUCUCGCAUGGCGACACUCUGCAAAUCCUGUCAACACUGUUUCUGGGGAUUCCUCCAAAUGAUCACAAAACUCUCCCCAACUUAU